Diorhabda carinulata is the source of this 707-nucleotide messenger RNA. RefSeq lists its product as uncharacterized. The coding region runs from base 192 to 689 and encodes 165 amino acids. The transcript is spliced from 3 exons. NCBI's taxonomy places the organism in Eukaryota, Metazoa, Arthropoda, Insecta, Coleoptera, Chrysomelidae. The record is from RefSeq and is a predicted model, not a curated record.
UUUAUGGUCUUGUUUAUUUAAAAGACAUUGCGUAGUUGUAUUCCCACCAACGUCAAACAAUUUCUGUUGGGUUUAAAAAGAAAAUUAUUGCAGUUAGUCGGUGUAAAUUGUUCUCGAAGAAUAGUAGCACGAUUCUUCAUUAAAUAUUUCGAUUGUUUUUGCAAGUGAAUUAUUAAUUUAGAAGUGAAAAGAUGAUUCGAAUUUUUUUGUUAUUGCUAGCUCUAACGGAAAACGGAUUUACGUUACAUUGCUGGCAAUGCAAUUCGGAAAUCGAUGUAACUUGUAGAGAUUAUUUUAAUAUAACCAGAAUAGAAGAAAACAGAAGACUUUUCGAAAAUUUCAAUUAUCAGAAUAAUAGACCGAUUCAUGAUUUGCCGAGAAAUGAUCCGCAUUUACAGCAUUGCGACGACAGUUUUUCACAUCAAUACAAUCAAAAAUCCGUGUGCCUUAAAAGAGUUUAUAGAGUUACGGGAAGUCACAGUGAUCUUCCUAAUGUGCAAAGAGAUUGUAGAAUAGUCCCGAAAGAUUUCGUUGUUGGAACAUGUCCAGAAGAACUUAAAUCCUUCGGAAACAAAAUUGUCGAUUACUGCAGCACUUGUAAUAUCGACGGAUGCAACAAAGCGGAAGGAAUAAAAUUCAAUAUUUUAAACUCUAUUCUUCUCUUAAUAAUAUUUUUUAUGUUUAAGUGAAUAUAGGUGUUAAAUUUU